This is a messenger RNA of Aspergillus uvarum CBS 121591, 1685 nucleotides long. RefSeq lists its product as uncharacterized. Gene Ontology annotation, molecular function: transcription cis-regulatory region binding; DNA-binding transcription factor activity. Gene Ontology annotation, biological process: positive regulation of transcription by RNA polymerase II. The coding region runs from base 236 to 1522 and encodes 428 amino acids. Lineage: Eukaryota; Fungi; Ascomycota; Eurotiomycetes; Eurotiales; Aspergillaceae. Gene Ontology annotation, cellular component: nucleus. The transcript is spliced from 6 exons. The record is from RefSeq and is a predicted model, not a curated record.
CCAACAUCCGCAUCGUCCUGUUACUGUCUAUCAGUUUUGCCACGGUCGCUUGUUCCUUUUUUACCUCCAAUUGAGAGUCAAUAAGAUGAGUCGAAGCUGCGGGACGUGCCGUGAUCGGCGAAUAUCUUGCGAUCGGACCACCCCUAUCUGCCUCCAAUGCGCCCAUUCCAAUCGAGUCUGCCAAGGAUAUGGCAUCCGUCUGUCCUGGCCAAAACCGAAGGAUCGAAGACGAGCUAUGGUGGGCAAGCCGUCAUUGAAGAGUGAGGGUACUUUGCAGCCCUUAGCCCACGUCCGUUUGGUCAACUUUUCCACCUUCGAUAUGAACCUACACGACCAUCUGACUGGCUCGAAUUCAUGCCACUCCGCACAGCUGACCCUACGGUCACCGAUGCCUUUCAACCCGAGCCACUUGGACAUUGCGGAGAAGGACCUGCUACAAUACUUUCGUUGUAUCGCCUCCCGCUCCCUGACAACUUUCACGCAUGACCCGGUGGAUUUGGGGAAUAUCAUUAUGCAUUUGACCCUGCUCAACGACUCCCCCUCGGCCGCCGCAGUGCUACGUUCUCUGCUCGCCCUGUCGUCCGUACAUCGCGAUGGGCUGCAGUCGCAGGCGGCAGGUCUGAAGAUAUCUGCUCUCAAAGCGCUCAUCGCCGCUCCCAAGCAUGACAUCACUGCGAUCGAAGCGGCUCAACAUGUUGCCGCCGGGAUGCUAUUGUGUUCCUUCGAGAUCCACCGGGCCUCCUGCACUUCCGACCAAUGGAUGACCUACCUCAUAGGGGCGAAGCGCAUCAUUAAAGCCUCCUCUCUUGAGUCAUCGGGCGAAUUCGGACCUCUGAUAGACUGGGUUCACUACCACGAUGUUCUCUCGCGAUUCAGUAAUAUUCACUGGCGUCCGAAAAUCGUGCAUGUAGACUCUCCUUCAUCGGAAUCCAGCACAGAGACCUUAUCCCCGUCUCCUGGUUUGCCGUCUGUGCACAACACCGCGCUGGCACUGCUUUCCGACAUAUGCGAUGCGGUGUCGACCCUUCUUCCCGAUAACAUGCUCACCGAUGACCGGGAUGAUCAUCAAGCGUUCCUGAAGACCCUCGCAUUCCGCAUCCGGAAUAUAUCCUCUGCGGAGAUCCCUCCUAGUAACAGCCGUAGUCGAACCAUGACUGCACUAUUUCAGUGUGCCAUGCUCGUCUAUCUCAAUCGCGCGUCGAUGGAUCUUCUCGAGCCAGCGGCGGAAACUGAGCGCCGGAUCCAGAACGCCUUUGCCACGUUUACCCAGCUCGAUGCGUGCGAGCGACAAUUUCCGCUCUUUAUUCUGGGUUGCGAAGCACGAACUGAUCAUGAGCGGUCAAUCGUCCUGGAUUUGAUCACAAGGACGGAGGCACACGCUUCAUCCCGGUCUCUGUAUCUGGUCCGGAAAAUGAUCGAGGCGAUCUGGAUCCAGGACGACCUCGCUAAGGGGGAGAUAAACUAUACGAAUAAAUUGACCGCUAUCAUCAGCUGUUGUGCGAUUCUGCCUACAUUUGUCUAGACUAGAUUUCUCUUCUGCUUCAUGAGUUUUAUUGACAGGAAUAGAUCGAGGGGCUACAGGUCUCACUGAUCUCUACCCAUGAUGAAGGCUUCAGGCUGGGUGGGAACGGGACGAGGCAAGAUGAGCAUGUAUUGAAAUAGAGCUACUGCUUAUUGCAAAGUUA